Molecule: messenger RNA, 3123 nt
Organism: Linum tenue
Lineage: Eukaryota; Viridiplantae; Streptophyta; Magnoliopsida; Malpighiales; Linaceae
Source: the annotation of a GenBank genome assembly
UCUCAACACAAUGUUCCCCAUAAUUGAUAAUACCCUAUUAAUUAGCUAUGAAAAUUCCAACAAAAAUCCCCAUUAUACAUUUCCUUCUUCUAAUUUGUUUCCUAAGAAAAAGUUUCAAACUUCUUGUUGUUCUUUUUGCCCCAGGCCAAACUAAGGCCUGGUUAUGGUCUGAUGGCGGCCAUGGCAAAAAGAACAGCCACGCCUCAAUGUUCUUAAAAUUCUCGUCAAAAAAAUUCUUUCCCCACCUUCAAACUUCAUGAAAUUACUCUGAAUCUAAUUAACAUAUUCACCCUUUUCAUCCGUCUCAAAAAAAUUGUUCGUUUUUUUAUAAUAUAAUCAGUUUCCCUCUUAAAGUUCCCAUUUCUUUUGUUGUGUUAUUCUUUGGAGUAUUACGGAACAAAUUUUUUUUUUUAAAAUGGCGCCUGGCUUUGUAAGAACAAGUUCAAACAUCGAAGGAGAAAACCCAGGAGUAACAGCAAUUGCGGUUGAUAUGGGCAAGAACAGCCAUUUUGCUGUGAAAUGGGCUACAGACAAUCUCUUGAAAAAGGGCGACUCUUCCUCUUGCAUUCUUGUUCAUGUCCACCACAAACCAGCUCCCAAUCAGAACCCAAAUGGGCCAUCCAAGAAGGAGCUGCAGCAACUAUUCCUUCCGUUCCGAGGAUUUUGUGCCAGAAAAGGGAUUAAAGCCCAGGAAGUGCUUCUGUUUGAUACAGAUAUAGCAAAAGCUCUCUUAGAAUUCAUUGCCAAGAACUCCGUAGCGACUCUGGUCAUUGGUGCCACCAACAAGAGUGCUUUCUCCAGGUUCUGUCUCUUAGAUAAGAUAAAUACUUCCCUUAUGAAUACGGAUCCUUUGUCGUUAUCUCUCAGGAAGUUCUGGAGCGUCAGCCUUUCAACAACCCUACUCCAGGCCGCACCGGAUUCCUGUUCCGUCUACGUCAUCUCCAAGGGCAAACUCCAGAGCUUGCGGCUAGCAAAUCAGCCGCCGCCGCAUAACCACCAGCUCCCUCCGCCGAGCCCCGACCAGCAGUCCGAAGUAAUGUCGGUGUCGGAGUACAGCUACAGCCAGGGGAGCUUCAGGAGCGAGUUAUCGUCCGACAGAAUGUCCGUCGAGAGCAGCGAAUCCGCCGGUGUUACCAGAAUGUCGGCGAACAGAGGCGGCGGCGGCGGGUAUGGCAGAACACCAGCUGUACCUUCGGGGCAUCAUCAUCAAGGCAGGAUGAUCAGUAGGUUGCCCGCGGCGGAAUCUGCCGGCAUGUCGAAUUUCAGCGAUGCUUCGUCGGCGUCGUCGUUGUCGUCGGCGGUGAUGACGAGGAACUUUCAGUAUGUCGAUGCGGCGUCGUAUGAGAGCAAUAAUAAUAGUACGGAGUUCUCUGGGUUGUCGGCUAGUUCUACCAGCUCAAAUAAUUCAUCCGAAAACAUGCAAUUGAUUGAGUCAGAAAUCAGGAGAAUGAAGCUUGAACUGCAGAAAAAUCUCGAUGCUUACCAUUCCAUUUGCAAAGAUGCUGCCACGGCCAAUCAAAUGAUGACAAAACCGCAAAAUUUCCAUUCUCGUGAAUCCGAAUCCGACGAGGAUUCCACUAUGUCCUUGAACCUCGAGAUUUCAACACCGGAAAUCGAAUUACAGAGGAACAAGGCGGCGAGAAUAUCACAACUAUUGUCGGAGAUGGAAGGUCAGAAGAAGCAAAACGCAGAAAUAAUGAGAGCCAAUUACAAGCAAGCUCUAAGAGAUAAGAACCACCACAACUCUAGAUCAACGGAGUCGCUUGCAUAUUACGGCGGCAGCCAAAAUCCUAUUGUUCAGUUCAGAGAGUAUAACAUCCAAGAUAUAGAGAUGUCGACGAACCACUUUGCCCCGUCGAAAAAGAUUGGUGAAGGUGGGUAUGGACCUGUUUAUAAAGGCAUAAUCGAUGACGUUCCUGUCGCGAUCAAGGUUGUCAGACCAGACUUGUCUCAAGGACAAAAACAGUUCCAAAAAGAGGUCGAGGUAUUGAGCACCGUGAGACACCCACACAUGGUGAAUCUCCUGGGCGCAUGCCCUCAAUACGGGUGCCUGGUCUAUGAGUACAUGGACAAUGGGAGCUUAGAAGACCGUCUCAUGAGGAAAGACAACACCCCGACGAUCCCAUGGUCCACGAGGUUCAAGAUAGCCUCCGAGAUCGCCACGGGCCUGCUCUACCUCCACGAGCACAGGCCCGAGCCCAUCGUCCACCGUGACCUCAAGCCCGCCAACAUCCUUCUGGAUUCCAACUACGUUAGCAAGAUAGGGGACGUGGGUCUCGCGAGGCUCGUCCCGGGGGCCGCACCAAACAGUAACGUGACACGAUACCAUAUGACUGCAGCGGCAGGGACGUUUUGUUACAUUGACCCGGAAUACCAGCAGACAGGGCUAUUGUCCGUGAAAUCGGACUUGUUCUCACUCGGUGUGGUUCUGUUGCAGCUCAUCACGGGGAAACCUCCGAUGGGGUUGUCGUACCAUGUCGAAGAAGCCGUCGAGAACGAGAGGUUCGCGACGGUUCUUGACCCGACGGUUAAGGAUUGGCCCGUGGAGGAGGCUCUGUCGCUCGCCAAGCUGGCAUUGCAGUGUUGUGAGCUGAGGAAGAAGGAUAGACCUAGCCUUGGGAAUGUAGUGCUUCCGGAGUUGAACCGGUUGAGAGAUUUUGCUGUGGGUUUCUCGUUGGGUUGUCCAGAAGACAUGGAUGUUGCACCACCACACUAUAACGAGGAACUUUUCAGAAGAUGAAAGUGGGAAAAUGGUGGCUAGCUAGCUCAAAAGGGGAGGGAAGGUUUUGUGUUGGUCUUCAUGUUAUUCAAGUUUCCAACUUUGUUUAUUUAGAUGGGGAGAAUCAUUUGAUUCAUUUCCAUUAUUAUUAUGGAGAAUAAUCAUGAAACAAUCUAUGAAAGAAAAAGAGGUGAGACAUGCAGGGGAAAGAAGUCAAGAACUAUUGAAAGUUUUGAGAGAAAAAUGUGAAAGGGUAGGGAUAUGGAAGAAGAGGUGGGGAAAGAAUUAUUGACUCAUUUAGAUUGUAAAUUUUUCUGUCUAAUAAUUUUUGGAUUCAAUUAUGUUUUUCAUUCUAUCUUAAUUUUUUUAAUCGAAUCAAUACAAAUAAUGAUAAAUAUCUCAAA